GGAACGUAUUCAACAAACAAAAACGGCCGUCGUAGAAACCCUAACCACCGCCGCCACUCACCGCCGCUGACUCCUCUCCUCCGGCACCGUAACAAUGGCUGACGUAGUACAAUACAAGCUCGAGCGCAUGGUCAACGAGCUCGACGACCUCGAGCGGCGCGGCCUCUUCUCCCGUCGUGAAAUCGCCGAGAUCGUAAAACAACGCCGGAAGUUCGAGUACCGGCUUAAACGUCCGAGUCCUCUGAAGCAGGAUUACAUAGCCUACAUCGACUACGAGAAGUCUGUUGAUGCUCUACGAGUACUUCGUAAGAAAGCGGUUAUGCGUGAGUUGAAGAAGAAGAGUGAAAAGGGAAAAGAUUCGAAGAUGAAGCAGAGUUAUUCGGAUUUUUCUGGAGUAUCGAGGAUUGUUGAGAUUUAUCGGUUGGCUACUAAUAGGUUUAAAGGUGAUAUUGAGCUGUGGUUUCAGUAUUUGGAGUUUUGUAGGCAGAGGAGGAAUGGACAUAUGAAGAAGGUUUUGGCUCAGGUGAUCAGAUUUCAUCCAAAAGUACCCGGAGUCUGGAUAUACGCCGCAUCAUGGGAGUUCGACCACAACUUAAACGCUGCAGCUGCUCGUGCACUUAUGCAAAGCGGUUUGCGAUCUUGCCCACAUUCCGAAGCUCUAUGGGUAGAAUAUCUCCGAAUGGAGCUCACUUACCUUAACAAGUUAAGUGCUCGCAGAGCAGCUCUUGGAGAAGACGUGGGCACAUUGGUUCCCGAUCGUUCAAACCCCGAAGAUAAACAAUGGCGAGAUGAAAAUAAAGAAUUAUUCAUGUCGAUUGAUGGAGAAAGUGAAGAUUACAAAGAGUUAGAUGUACAAAACGACGAACUGAAACAGAAGAUCGAUAUUUUUCGGGAGCAAGGAUUGAACAUUCUUCAAACGAUUUACAAAUGUGCAGUGGAUGCGCUUCCGUCCAGUUUCAGCUUGAGAACGCAGUUUUUGGAGAUACUAGAGGCAACUGAUUUGGCGAAUUCCGAAAAUAUGCAAAACGAGAUUCUUGCUGACAUGAAAAACGAGUUUUCGAAAGAACCAGCAUAUUGGGACUGGCUUGCAAAAUUUGAAGCAGCUGGGCGUAAGAGUACACAAGAUGUAACGUUAGAAAUUACGCCUGAUCAGUUGGUCAACGCGGUUCAGGUUUUUGAUGAGGCUCUGAAGGUCAUACCGUCAUCUACAAUGUUCGAUCUAUAUAUCAAGUUUAUGAUGAACACAAUUGGUAAAAACGGACACAAUAAAAGUUCUAGCAUAGACCCCGUUACACAUGUUUUAACGAUCUUUGACAAGGCUCAAAGCAUGGGGUGCAUCUCUGAAGAUCUUGCUUGCCAACACGUUUCGUUUUUGUUACGACUUGAAAGAUUAGACGAUGCUAGAAAUUUGGCAGAAAAACUUUGCAAUGGAGAACUUUCGGAAGCGGUAAAUUUGUGGGUUUUACGACUUUCAAUAGAGAUUAAGCGAAUUAAAACACCAAGCAAAGGUGAUUUGUCGUAUGUGUUUGAUCUCUUGCAAAAUCCUUUGAGGAAAGUUUCUGUUUCGCAAGUUGAGAACCUAUGGCUAAUGGGCUUGAAGUAUUUUUCAAAUCACAAACAUUAUUUCGACAAGCUGGUGGAUAUUUCUCUAACUUCAUUGAUCAGAGACGGUGGUAGUGAUGACGGGUUUUCUCUUUCAUCCGCAAUUGUAAACUUUGUUCUACAAAAAGAUGGAAUCCAGAGUGCAAGAGAUAUGUAUAAGCGAUUUUUCACUUUACCUCGGCCUGGGCUUGCUUUAUAUAGAAACUGCAUUGAAAUAGAAUUGAACCUUGCAUCAUCUGCUGGUGGCAAAAAGGUAAAUCUUGUAGAAGUCCGCAAGAUAUACGAAGCGGCACUUUCAACGUAUGACCAGGAUGCGAGUUUGUGGCAAGAUUAUCAUUCUAUGGAGUCAAAGAUGGGGACAUCGGAAACCGCUGCUGCUGUCCACUGGCGUGCACGAAAGAUACUUAAAAACAGUGCGAAUCUACUAAUAUGAUGAGAUUAUGAAUCGAAAGUUUGUAAUUGUGAAUCAUUUACAGUUUUGGAAGGUAUGCUUGUUGCCAUUGCAGUAAGCAUGUCCUUGAGAAAUGUAACAGUUGUUUUAUUAGCAGGAUAAUCAAAGUUUUGGUUUCAUUUGGAUGA
This is a messenger RNA of Helianthus annuus (common sunflower), 2181 nucleotides long. RefSeq names its product U3 small nucleolar RNA-associated protein 6 homolog. The record is from RefSeq and is a predicted model, not a curated record. NCBI's taxonomy places the organism in Eukaryota, Viridiplantae, Streptophyta, Magnoliopsida, Asterales, Asteraceae. The transcript is spliced from 6 exons. Bases 95 to 2035 code for a protein of 646 amino acids. Gene Ontology annotation, molecular function: snoRNA binding; protein binding. Gene Ontology annotation, cellular component: small-subunit processome; Pwp2p-containing subcomplex of 90S preribosome. Gene Ontology annotation, biological process: maturation of SSU-rRNA from tricistronic rRNA transcript (SSU-rRNA, 5.8S rRNA, LSU-rRNA).